This is a messenger RNA of Prunus armeniaca (apricot), 438 nucleotides long. Lineage: Eukaryota; Viridiplantae; Streptophyta; Magnoliopsida; Rosales; Rosaceae. The record is from the annotation of a GenBank genome assembly.
AUGGCCCUUGCCGUUCGGCAAGGGCAUGAUUCUUUGUGGGCUAGGUCCCUAGAGCUAGAUCAUGGAUUGGGAGCUCAGAAUUUCAUCAAAGAGACUAGGCUCGGGAGGCUGGCUUGGGUGUCUAGAGCAAAUCAUGGCUCCUCUGUCUUGAGUUGGUUCCAAGUCUUGAGCAAGCUGUGUAUUGGGGCUGGGCUUAGCAAGUUUGGCUUUGUUGAUAAGCCUCCCCAUUUGGUUUUGCAUGGUCCUUGCCGUUCAGCAAGGACCCUGGAAGAUGUAUUGAUGGUUGUUGUUGUGACCUUGGAGCUGGGCCGUAUGAAAUUUCGUGGAGCUGGGCUCGGGAGGCUGGGUGCCUUGAUCAAAAUUUUUGGUUUUUAUUUUGCUGUGCUCGUAGAGGCAGGUUCGGAGCUGGGCCACCUUGGAUUUGUUGGCAAGAAGUGA